UCUCAGUGUUUUCUUCUUUCAGAUUUUAUUCAGUUUUUAUAACCAUACUUUAAAUUAAACCUUACAAAGAGUUUGAUACAAACAAAGCCAAAACUAGCUUUGCAAAAAAACCAAGUUUUUCAAUGCACUAAAAAAUAUCUGCCAAAACACCAUGGAGCUCCGAUAAAAGGGUCUUCGACUUGAUUGAUGUAACCAGGAUCAAAGUUGUUUUUUGCACUUUAAAUUGUUUGAAACUAGUAACUAAUAUAAAUAAAAGACUUCUCGCUAAAUUAUGGCAAAUUUUCUUCUUAAUAUAUUAAAUUCUGAUCAUAUAAGGUCAGAGGACAUUGGACAGAUAUUGGUUUUGUUUAUUUUGUUAGGCUUAUUGGAGGAGGGUACAAUAGACUUUCUUGCAACGUCCUUAGCUGCUAUAAAUACUCUUAUACUACAAUGGGUAUAUUUGCCUCAUUAAUAACUUCUUCCGAAUUAGACCAAAGUCCAGACAAUGGAACUCAAUUGUGUUCAAUUUCUUCGAAACAAGACGAUUCUUGUCACCGGAGCUACCGGUUUCCUUGCGAAGGUUUUUGUGGAGAAAAUUCUGAGAGUGCAACCAAAUGUGAAGAAGCUGUACCUUUUGGUGAGAGCAUCUGACAAUGAAGCUGCCACUAAACGCUUACGCACAGAGGUAUUUGAGAAAGAACUUUUUAAGGUAUUGAGACAGAAUCUUGGCGAUGAGAAAUUAAAUACAUUGUUGUACGAAAAAGUUGUUUCGGUCCCGGGUGAUAUAGCGACUGAUCAAUUAGGCAUAAAUGACUCUCAUCUUAGAGAACGUAUGCAAAAAGAAAUAGAUAUUGUUGUCAAUGUUGCAGCCACAACAAACUUUGACGAAAGAUAUGAUGUUGGGCUUGGGAUCAAUACAUUUGGAGCUCUCAACGUCCUUAACUUUGCCAAAAAAUGUGUUAAAGUUCAAUUGCUUCUCCAUGUCUCAACUGCUUAUGUUUGUGGAGAAAAGCCAGGUCUCAUACCUGAAAAACCAUUCAUCAUGGAAGAGAUUCGUAACGAGAAUGGUCUUCAAUUGGAUAUUAACCUUGAAAGGGAGCUUAUGAAGCAAAGAUUGAAAGAACUCAAUGAACAAGAUUGUUCCGAAGAAGACAUUACUCUUUCCAUGAAAGAACUCGGAAUGGAAAGGGCCAAGCUUCAUGGAUGGCCUAACACAUAUGUUUUCACCAAAUCAAUGGGAGAAAUGCUUCUUGGUAAGCAUAAAGAAAAUCUCCCCCUCGUCAUCAUCCGUCCCACGAUGAUCACUAGUACUCUUUCGGAACCUUUUCCUGGUUGGAUCGAAGGCUUGAGAACUGUCGACAGCGUGAUUAUUGCAUAUGGAAAGGGAGUGCUCAAGUGUUUUCUUGUCGAUGUUAACUCGGUCUGCGAUAUGAUACCAGUGGAUAUGGUGGCAAACGCAAUGAUCACGGCUGCAGCCAAACACGCUGGAGGUUCAGGGGUUCACAUGGUGUACCAUGUCGGCUCAUCUCACCAGAACCCAGUCACAUUUGGAGAGAUUCAUGAGAUUGCGGUUCGUUACUUUACGAAAAACCCUUUGCGAAGUCGCAAUGGCUCACUCAUAACCGUCUCAAAAGUGAGGUUCAUACCAACCAUGGCUUUGUUCAGCCUCUACAUGACCCUACGUUACAAACUACCUCUCCAGUUAUUAAAACUAGUUGACAUAAUAUAUCCUUGGAGAAACGGAGAUAAAUAUGGAGACAAGAACCGCAAAAUCGAGUUGGUGAUGAGAUUGGUAGAGCUUUAUGAGCCUUAUGUACUCUUCAAGGGAAUAUUCGACGAUAGAAAUACAAAGAGUUUAUGCGCAAACCAGAAGGAAGAGGAGAUCAAAAAUACAGAAAAAUUGAUGUUUGAUUUCGACCCAAAAGGAAUUAAUUGGGGAGAUUAUCUCACAAAUAUACACAUUUCUGGACUCGUCACACACGUGCUUAAGAAGUGAAAUUUUAUUUAUUUCUGCAUGUAUCUGCAAUAAAACAGAUCAUGAUGGAAAAUAUUGUUUGUUUGUACGCCAAACGUAAUUAUUUUAAAAUAAAACUUAUUACCUAUUUUUAAAUAAUGGUCUCCCAAUUCCAAUAAGCCUUCGAUAUUUAGAUUGUAACAAAUUUAUUGUUUUGUUUUACAAAGAUUAAAUUUGUGACUUUCAAUAAGUUUUAAUGUUGGGAGAUUUGCAAAACUACAUUUUUUUACUAGUUUUUUGUAAUAAUAUCUUUUUAUGUUAUAUAUUUUUAAAAAUACUUCUUCCCUUAAACAAAAUUACAAAAUUAUCUUCAUCUAAUAGGAACAUGUAAUUGAAAACUAAAAUUUUCCCGGAAAAAAAAAAUUCCCGCCAAUUUGUUUUCUCGUAACAAAUUUUUUUCUGAGCCAAAACAAUGUUUUUAAAAAUCCUUGUAAAAUUGUUUUGGCUGAAAUUAGAUUUAUAAGGGAUUUUAAAAAGAUUUUAAAAUAUUUACAAGGGAUUUUAAAAGGGUUUUAAAAGAUUUACAAGGGAUUUUAAAAGGGUUUUAAAAUAGGGUUUUCUGCAAAGUAACCCCCAAAGUCAAUUUCGUUUGCAAGUUUACCUUUCAAGUCCGAAUUAUGCAAGUCAACCCCACCAUCUCUAAAGUCACCGCAAUACAACCCUCCUAUGUAUCGAUGACGUGGCACUCGAUAACUCCGUUUAAAAACAAAUGGAUUUUGUGCAAAAAAAUCCUCAAUAUAAUUUUUUGUUGCAACAUAAACCUCCAUGUCAAAUAAAUACAGGUAAAACCACAAUUUGAAAAAUCUCCUACAACAUAGCUCUUUCGUGUAUCGAUGACGUGAC
Molecule: messenger RNA, 2836 nt
Organism: Arabidopsis thaliana (thale cress)
Lineage: Eukaryota; Viridiplantae; Streptophyta; Magnoliopsida; Brassicales; Brassicaceae
Gene: FAR5
Product: fatty acid reductase 5
Exons: 10
Coding region: 485-1975 (496 amino acids)
Molecular function (GO): alcohol-forming very long-chain fatty acyl-CoA reductase (NADP+) activity; alcohol-forming long-chain fatty acyl-CoA reductase (NADP+) activity
Source: RefSeq, marked reviewed